Anas platyrhynchos (mallard) is the source of this 2863-nucleotide messenger RNA. It is a transcript of the gene GPR78, whose product is annotated as G protein-coupled receptor 78. Gene Ontology annotation, biological process: adenylate cyclase-activating G protein-coupled receptor signaling pathway. NCBI's taxonomy places the organism in Eukaryota, Metazoa, Chordata, Aves, Anseriformes, Anatidae. Gene Ontology annotation, molecular function: G protein-coupled receptor activity. Gene Ontology annotation, cellular component: membrane. The record is from RefSeq and is a predicted model, not a curated record.
CUCGCCCGCUGCAGGCGACCCGCUGAGAGAUGGACUUGGCAGGCGUGCUGCUGGCGUUGCUCCUCGUGCUGGUGCUGGUCGUCUCCCUGCUCUCCAACCUCCUGGUGCUGCUAUGCUUCGUCUACAGUACGGAGAUCCGCAAGCAGGUCGCCGGGGUUUUCCUGGUGAACUUAUCCUUUUGCAACCUGCUCCUCACCGUCCUGAACAUGCCUUUCACCCUGCUGGGGAUCCUGAGGAACCAGCAGCCCCUCGGGGGCUGCGUCUGCAAAGCGGUGGGUUUCCUGGAAACUUUCCUCACUUCCAACACGAUGCUGAGCAUGGCAGCGCUCAGCAUCGACAAGUGGAUUGCCGUGGUGUUCCCCUUGAGCUACACCAGCAAGAUGCGGUAUAAGGACGCUGUGAUACUGAUGGGCUACUCGUGGCUUCACUCCCUCACCUUCCCCUUGGUAUCUUUGUUUUACUCGUGGGUAGAUUACAGCAGCGUUUAUGCCUCUUGCACCUUGCACCUGAAGGAAGAGACGGAGCGGAGACGCUUUACGGUGUUCACCAUCGUCUUUCACUCCACCAGCUUCAUGCUGUCGCUGGUGAUCUUGUGUUUCACCUAUUUAAAGGUGUUGAAAGUUGCUCGGUUCCAUUGCAAGCGGAUAGACAUUAUUACCAUGCAGACUCUGGUUUUGCUGGUGGACAUCCAUCCCAGUGUGAAGCAGCGCUGUCUCAACGAGCAGAAACGGAGGAGACAGAGGGCUACCAAGAAAAUCAGUAUUUUUAUAGGGUCGUUCGUGAUCUGUUUUGGUCCUUACAUUAUCACCAGGUUGAUAGAGCUCCUUCCUUUUGUUACCAUAAACUACUACUGGGGAAUUAUAAGCAAGUGCCUCACCUACAGUAAGGCUGCGUCAGAUCCAUUUGUUUACUCACUUUUACGUCAACAGUAUAAAAAAGUUCUGAUCAACAUCGUCAAUAGGAUACUUAAGAGGGAUCUGUAUCCAUCAUCAGGGUACAACAGCUCUCUCGACACUGAAAAUGAUUACUGCUUGCACAGAACAAACUAACAACAUGGUAAGCACUCCCCUUUGAGUGAGACAGGCCUUUGACACUGCUGGAAAGCUGCCUUUUCCCUCUCAUGCUGACAGUGGUGACAGUGUCUACAGGGUAUGGAAGCUGCAUUAAAGAAACGUAAUGUCUUUGUGGACUUUCCUGAAAGGCUCUUCCCUCAUCUGCAGUCAGUGCGAUAUAAGGCAAGGCCUUGCUCCUGAGUGAAUGGAGUAGGCUUGAGGGGUUUAAGAGAGCCUUUGGAGAAGCUUAGAGGGAGCUUUUAAUAUUUCGAGUCUGAAGACUUGGUAUUUCUCGGAGCAUCCUGCAUCAGAUGUAAUAACCCACUGUCUUCUGGGACCACAGGAAUCCCCAGCUUGGAAGAAGAGGUCCAGAGUCCUCCGUGCUGUGCAUGUCCCUUGGCAGCCCUGGAUCUGUCCUAUUAGUUUUGAACAUUAAAAUUAAAUCUCUUAAUUGAUUGAUUAAUUGUAUUGGUGCCUCAAGUAAGUGAUAUGGGUCAGCACUUUGAAUCUGAGAUUGUUAUUAUUAUUAUUCUUUAUUACUAGGCAUCAUGAUUGUAACAUAGCCUUUAGGAAGUGGUACAUAUAUUUGAUAUGCCAGUAUUCUAUCAAGCAUAACCAAAGUCCACAUAUCUGAGUUACUACUAUUUAGCACUUCAAUGGUAUGUGAUGAUGAUAACAAUAAUUGCAGCAACAGUAACAAAGGCAUAUAUGGAGUUUAGUUAAAUAGUACUGUAGUUCCAUCACUGAGCUAGUCCUAUUCAAAUUAGCUUUUAUUGAGGGAAAAGAACAGCAACAAAAACAACAAAAAGACCAGUUAGGCAGUAGAAGUAACAGACUCCACUGUGUUUAAGAUAUAUUACUUCAGAAGCUAUCUGGUUUCAAAACAGGCUAAAAUAUGUUAAUUCUUUUUAAGGAAUAUACAAUGUGUAAAAUAUUUCAUGCAUUGGCUAUAUUUGGUGGAUUGUAAUAAUAUUGUAUUCUUUUAUAUUGAUCAAUUAAUCUGAUGAUUUUAACAGAUACCAAGAGAUGUCUGAGAGAUAUUAUAACAAACUUGCUGCCAAAUGCCCAGAAACACAAAGCUGCUUUGUUAUUAUAUGUAUUUUUAUUUACUUUUAAAUUUAAAAAAGCUUUGGAAAAAAAAUGUAGGAAUUAUUUUUGAACAAUGUUCUUUUGAUUAUAUAAAACAUGUUUCAAAAUAUUCUAUGGCAUUCAAUAAGCUACUAUUUUCUAAUCUAGUAUAUAAAGGGAAAAUUAAAGUAAUUCUAAGAUAUAUUUAAGAAAAGAGAAGACGUUAAAGAACAAUUAUUUUUUAUGUAACAAUGAAUUUGACCCUAUUAAGCACUAAGAAGACUCCUUCUGGUCAAACUAAGUAUAUAAGCAUGUGAUUAGGUACAAAUAUAAUUUCCUUUGAAGUUAAUAGUUCUGUUCCCAUGCUGAAAAUUAAGUAGAUGCUUAACUGUUUUGUAAACUCAGUGUUUCAGUAGUCAGCACAUGGAAAGAGGGUUGUUCCCACUAUCCUCAACAUAGAAAAAGGAGAGCACCUUAUUGCAAUCCCAUUGAAGUCAAGGAAAGUUGAUGCUGUGUAACAAAUACUAUGUUCUCUUAUCUUCUGCUUUUAAUCUCCGAGGCCUUUCUGAAGCUAUUUAUUUUUUAUUUAUUAUUUAGCCUUGUGAGUACUUUAGGCUUCUGUGCUUUGCAUCUAUAGUUCUGCCUGUGUUUAAAUUGAAUGUAUUAUAAUGGUUUUGUCUUCUUAGUAAAGUAUUUGUACUCUCUCCAAUUUUGUGUAAAUACAAUAUUUCAGAAAAAAAAAA